This is a messenger RNA of Beta vulgaris subsp. vulgaris (sugar beet), 828 nucleotides long. RefSeq lists its product as uncharacterized. Lineage: Eukaryota; Viridiplantae; Streptophyta; Magnoliopsida; Caryophyllales; Amaranthaceae. The transcript has 3 exons. The record is from RefSeq and is a predicted model, not a curated record. Gene Ontology annotation, molecular function: DNA binding; transposase activity. Gene Ontology annotation, biological process: DNA transposition. The coding region runs from base 1 to 828 and encodes 275 amino acids.
AUGACAGGAUGUAGGCCAAUCUUGGGUGUUGAUGGGGCUCACUUGAAAGGAGCAUACCUUGGUAUUUUACUCACAGCUGUAGGGAAAGAUAGGAACAAUAACAUCUUCCCUGUGGCUUGGGCUGUUGUGGAGACUGAAAGCUCAGAGACAUGGUGUUGGUUCUUGGAGCUGGUGAGACAAGAUGUUGCAUCUGUUGCUGAUGUUGUGACCUGGGUACAUGAGAAGGAUGAACUAACAUACAUGUCAGAUAGACAAAAGGGAUUAUUGGAUGCAUUCAGUACAGUAAUGCCUAAUGUUGAUACUAGGUAUUGCUGUAGACACAUUUGGAGCCAUUUCAAAAAUAAGUUUCCAGGAAUUGUUUACAGGGAGCAUUUUUGGAUGGCUGUUAGAUCUUCAACAAGGCACCAUUUCAAUAUGCACAUGGAAAAAAUCAAAGCCAUAAAUGUUGAAGCAUUCAAUUAUCUGGAGAAAAUCCCCACUUGUCAUUGGUCUAGACAUGCCUUUAGCACCUCAUCUAAGUAUGAUAUGUUGUUAAAUAAUUGCUGUGAAAGUUUUAACAACGUACUUAGAGAGGUUAGGUCUAAACCCAUCCUUCAAUUAAUGGAGUGGAUUAGAAGGUAUGUCAUGUCUAGGAGUUGUGCAAAGAGGGAAGGGUUGAAGAAAUUCAUUGGUCUAAUUAUGCCCUCUGCUGUUAAAAUGGUUAAUAAGGGGCUAGAACAAGUAACAGAUGUGAGGUUAAGUCAAGCUGAUUUACAUGAAUUUGAGGUUGAUCAUGAGGAUGAUACUUAUGUAGUGAACUUAGACAAAAGUGAAAUGCAGUUGCAAUAG